This is a messenger RNA of Metarhizium album ARSEF 1941, 1860 nucleotides long. RefSeq names its product Glucose-methanol-choline oxidoreductase. The record is from RefSeq and is a predicted model, not a curated record. Gene Ontology annotation, molecular function: flavin adenine dinucleotide binding; oxidoreductase activity, acting on CH-OH group of donors. NCBI's taxonomy places the organism in Eukaryota, Fungi, Ascomycota, Sordariomycetes, Hypocreales, Clavicipitaceae. The transcript has 3 exons. Bases 1 to 1860 code for a protein of 619 amino acids.
AUGGGUCGCCGACACGCCAACCCCCUGCACCACCCCCUCCACUAUGCCGCGCUGCAGCCGCGUUCUGGCCCCCCCGUGACGGCCGCUGCCGCUGGGCGAGCCCUGCCCGGCUACGACUACGUCAUCGUCGGCGCCGGUGCGGCCGGGUGCGUCCUCGCCAGCAAGCUGUCCGAGGACGAGCACGUGUCCGUUCUCGUGCUCGAGGCUGGCGGCGACAACACCAAGGUGCUCGAGUCCAAGGUCCCGCUCAUGUUCUCCAAGCUGUUCCACAGCGAGCAUGACUGGGACUACUACACCGUCGAGCAGCCGGCCGUGGCCUCCCGCCGACUGUACUGGCCGCGCGGGCGCAUCAUCGGUGGCUCGUCGUCCAUGAAUGCCAUGAUAUACCACCACUGCUCGCCCUCCGACUUUGACGAGUGGGUUUCGGUCCACGGCUGCACGGGCUGGGGACACUCAGAUCUCGCUCCGCACUUUCGAUGCGUCGAAAGGUUCACGCCCAACUCGGCCCGCCCAGCCAUCGACGCUGCGAACCGCGGCCGCACCGGCCAGUGGCACACGGGCUACUCCUGGCUGUCGCACAUCGUCGACGACGGCUUCAUCCCCGCCUGCGACGAUGCGGGGAUUCCUCCCAACAGCGACAUCAACACCGCCGACGGCAGCCUUGGCGUCACCCGACUCAUGACCUUCAUCGACACCAAGGGCCAGAGAUCCUCCCUUGCCACGGCCUUCUUGACCCCCGAGGUGCUGCGCCGGCCCAACCUGUAUGUGGCCUGCGGCGCCCACGUCACGCGGGUCUUGUUUGAUCGAAUCAACAACCCCAAGCCCGCGGCCAUCGGCGUCGAGUUUCAAGUGUCUGAAGGCGGCGAGCGCUACCAGGUCCACGCCAGGCGAGAGGUGAUUCUCUCUGCCGGCGCUGUCAACACGCCUCAGACGCUCAUGCUUAGCGGCAUUGGUCCGGCCGAGGAGCUGCAAAAGCACUCCAUUUCUCGCCUUGUCGCCAACGACAACGUCGGCAGGCAGCUCAAGGACCACCUUUGCAGCAACGGCGUCUUGUGCAAGGCCAAGAAGGGCUCCACCCUCGACUACCUCAACAACGACAUCAAGGCCAUCCCGGCCCUGGUGCAAUGGUUGCUGUUCGGCACCGGCCCCCUGACCAGCAAUGUCGGCGAGGCCGCGGCAUUUGUCAGGAGCUUCGAAUACGAAUUUCCUGCCUCGGCCGGCGCAACCCCUCCCAAAGACUACACCUCUGGCGACAAGGCCCCCGACGUGGAGAUUAUAGGCGCCCCCAUUGCCUUUAUCCACCACGGCGAGGAGCGGCCUCUGGACGACGCCAACGUCUUCAGUCUGGCCCCGAUCGGCCUGCGGCCUCGGAGCAGCGGCACCAUCAGCCUCAAGAGCGCCAAUGCCUUUGACCACCCCAUCAUUGAUCCCCGCUACCUGACCGACGAGGAAGACAACGACAUCAAGGUCCUGAUAGUCGGUAUUCGCCUCUGUCUCAAGAUUAUGCGCAGCCCGUCAUUCCAAAAGUACCUGGAGCCCGUCCCCACCAACGACGACACAACCUCGUAUUGGUGGCCGUAUUCGUGCAGUGACGUUGACGCCAUCACCGACGAGCAGCUCGGGCGCUUCCUGGUCGAGAGGGCAUUCACCCUCUACCAUCCCGUCGGCUCCGCGAGGAUGGGGCCGGCGCCAUCCAGCAGCGUGGUUGACGUGGAGUGCCGCGUUCACGGAACCAGCCGUCUCCGCGUUGUCGACGCCAGCAUCUUCCCCGAGCAAAUCAGCGGCCAUCCGACGGCGCCCAUCGCGGCCAUUGCCCACAGGGCCAGCGAGCUGAUCCAGAAAUGCUACGCCGCUGCCUGA